GUUUCUGACACCGGAUCUGGCAACACCUCAAUACUACACCGCUGUCUCUAUGCGAGAUUUGUUUGUCAACGGACGGGUUUGAAAUUCCACGGGGACCUGGGAGCCCAUACAUUUUUUUGGUGACAGUUGUGUUGCGUUUGUCAAACACGGGUAAAGGGACUCGAUAAGAGUUUUGAGUUUUGUCAUGGGUGAAUAUUUCUCAUAUAGUAAACGAGAACGUGAACGGCUUAUGCUAGUACGUUGUCCUUCGUCGUCCAGCCGGCUUCGUUCGUUAGCUUAGCUAGCUAGCUAGCUGCGUUGCGCCUAUGGGGAGUGUUAUUAAAAGCGCGUCUACACCAAUGUUUUUAGCGUAUGAUUUCCGGAAAAUAUUUAUAAUUACGCGGGGGUUAUGUCUCGGAACUGAACUAGUGAACAAUUGAAGUAAAGUGACAGAAGAGGCGAUGCUGCUUUGUAAGUUACGAACAGUUUUAUUAUUAAGUACUCGUCUUUGAGCUCUUGUUUGAGCAGAGAUAGCGAAAGUCCGGGACUCCAGCAACAACAAGAAGAAGAAGAGGGCUUUGGGGGACGAUGUCUUCUCCUGUCACGAGAUGAGUUUUGUGGACGAUUCGCUGCAGGCGGGGAUGUCCUCGGUCCAGUCGGGGCUGGAGGGACACCUGCCGCUUUUACACCGCGGCGCUCAGACUCAAAGCGAGCUGCUGCUGGACCUCAAUUCCCCGGAAGCCUACCUGGACGGAAGCCCGCUGGAGUACGCAGACCCCGACAGGAGCAAUGGCAGCCCCCUGUUCGAGAGGAGGAAGAGGUCCAGGUCCAACAGCUCCAGGCACAGGUUCAACGAAGUCGUCACCGAGCUGGUACCCGAGGAGGUUCGGUGGUUCUACAAAGAGGACAAGAAGACAUGGAAGCCCUUUCUCGGACACGAUUCGCUUAAAAUUGAACUAAUGUUUCGGAAAUACUGCGAGCUGAACCCGUCAGCUGUUCGUCAGAGUAAAGGUCCGGAGAGUCCGGAACCGAACGGUACCGCUGUGACGGGAGAGACGGCGAGCUGCAGCGCGCACGAAGGCCGAGGUUCUGUGGACACCUCAUCUGAGGAGAGGGACCCAGACGGCAUCGAAAUCAACGUGGAGCCCGUCUGUGUUCGAGGAGGACUCUAUGAGGUUCACAUCAAGGAGAAGGAAUGUUUUCCUGUCUACUGGAAGCAACAAGACCAUAUUCCUGUGAUGAGAGGCCAGUGGUUCAUCGAUGGAACGUGGCUCCCGUUGGAGGAGGAGGAGAGCGACCUGAUUGAGCAAGAACAUCUGAGCCAUUUCCGAGGACAGCAGACGCAAGACACCAUUGAGACCGAUUUAGUGGUCAAAACAGUUGAUAGCAAAGAUGCCAUCCACAGUCUGAAGUUGAGCCGGACCCAUGUAGAUUGGCACAGCGUGGACGAAGUCUACCUCUACAGUGAUGCUACCACCUCCAAAAUUGCACGCACUGUCACCCAAAAACUGGGUUUCUCUAAAGCAUCAAGCAGCGGCACACGGCUCCACCGGGGUUACGUUGAGGAGGCCUCUCCAGAGGAUAGACCCCCUCAGACGACGCACAUUGUCUUUGUGGUGCACGGGAUUGGGCAGAAGAUGGAUCAGGGGCGCAUUAUUAAAAACACUGGAAUGUUGAGGGAAGGUGUAAGGAAGAUGGAAGACAAGCACUUUUCAAAACACAAAGACGAGCAUGUGGAAUUCUUUCCUGUCGAGUGGCGUUCCAAACUCACACUAGAUGGAGAUACAGUCGAGUCGAUCACACCAGACAAAGUCAGAGGGCUGAGAGACCUCUUAAACAGCAGUGCCAUGGACAUCAUGUACUACAACAGCCCUCUUUAUCGGGACGAAAUUACCAAGGGCCUCACACAGGAGCUGAACAGACUGUACUCGCUCUUCUGCUCUCGGAACCCGGAGUUUGAGGACAAGGGCGGGAAAGUGUCCGUCGUGGCUCAUUCCCUCGGCUGCGUCAUCACCUACGACAUCAUCACCGGAUGGGAUCCCGUGCGCUUCUGUCUGCAGGAGCACCGUGCGGUAGAGGAGGAGAUGGAUUUGCGCUGGAUGUCCUACGAGGAGAAGCAGCUGCUGCAGCAGCUGAAAAACACACGCAGCAGGUUACUAGACUUGGAGGAUCAGCUUGUAGCUCUGGAGGCCUUGAGGCCUUCAGUCCCUCCAGCUCUCAAAUUUAAGGUGGAAAACUUUUUCUGUAUGGGUUCUCCGUUGGCCGUGUUUUUGGCGCUGAGAGGAAUCCGUCCAGGCAUCAGCUGUCAUCAGGACCACAUCUUACCCACCUCCAUCUGCAGCCGGCUCUUCAACGUCUUCCACCCCACGGACCCUGUGGCCUACAGACUGGAGCCUCUCAUCCUUAAACACUAUAGCAACAUUGCACCUGUCCAGAUAAACUGGUCUAGUGCCACUAAUCCCACACCCUAUGAUGAAAUCCGGCCUUCAUUCCUAAACCCUGUAAAGGAUCCACCGUCUGACACAGAGAGCAUUCCCAGCCCAAGCACAUCUCCUGUCCUUCCCCGUAAGAACUACGGAGAAUCCAUCACCAGCUUGGGAAAGGCUAGCAUACUCGGAGCUGCGAGCAUUGGGAAGGGCAUCGGCGGAAUCCUCUUUUCCCGUUUUUCCCGCUCCAACAGCCAGCCUUCAGUGUCCUUAGGACUCGAAGGAGGCCCAAAUUGUGAGGAAGAGGAGCAAAGUCGCACCGAAAGCCAAUCAGCUUAUGGGCUCUCCACCAUGAUUCGACCCAUGUCCCCUACCGCUGACACAUCAUUGGAGCUGGAGAGACGUAUUGAUUUUGAACUCCGGGAGGGAUUGGUGGAGAGCCGUUACUGGUCGACGGUGACCUCACACACGGGCUACUGGUGCUCACAUGAUGUUGCACUCUUUUUGUUGACCUUUAUAUAUAAGCAGAAGUCAACAAUCUCCGCCCCGAUAGACGACACUCCAGAGUCGGACUGAAGCAGAACACACAUCUGAAGGAUGUUGUGUCACAGUAAAGGCAUUUGUUUCUCAUGGGCAGAACUCAGUGACUUCAAUUAACAAUUUUCCAUCCUCAGACUCUUCAGACUGUUAGUUUUUUUUGUUUUGUUUACCAGCUCUUUGAAAUUAAUACUCAAAAGACGACACAAGGCCUCAUGUUUUUGCUUCUUUUUGUUUAGCUUGUGUGUAUUUGCUAACCCAUAAGGUGACAACGUUGGGCCAGAAACACUUGACUGACUGCUAGUUACAUUUAGAAGAAGGGACUAAUGAUUCCAAUGCAUGGAUGUUUUGCAAUCAAUGAAGGAAGAAAAAAAAAGACUUCAUUCCCAGCCUCAAGUCAAACAGCUGCAGCCUGUUUUUGUUUAGUUUUUUGUUAAUCAGUGCUUGAAUCCAAACAGUCCGAAGCUUUGUGACGUCUUUGUCUGGUUCAGCCAAUGAGGCUUCAAGCUGUGUGUCUAAAUGUCUGUUACCCAUUUAUGAGAGCAAAUGUUUGUUACAUAAAUCUUUCAAUAUUUAGUUACUACUAGUCGAAAAAUCUACUGCUAGAAAAGCAAAUGCAAUGCCUUUUGAAAUCUGCCAAACAGUCAUAAAUAUUUUUGUUUUUUCCACACAUUUAAGAAAAAACAAGGCAUUAUCCCUUUAAAAUUGCAAUAUAGAGAAAUGAAGACUUUUCAAUGUUACUUCUGAGUUUCAAACUAAUGUAACCAGAGCUGAUUUUUCUAGAAAAAUGAUCACUUAAAAAAAUUGCACUCAACCAAAAUCCAUGCUUCUGUAAUGACUAUGAAUCAUGAAGAGACUUUCUUUUUAUUGUUGAAUCUUUAUAUUGAUUUCCAGAUGAAAUCAGUGGUACUAGAUGUAUUUUUCUGGAACUAAAAAGUAUUUUUCAUAGCGAUUUGUGGAAAUAAACUUCAGUGUGUGGACAAAGGAUCUUGUGGCCAAAUAAACUAGUGACUUAGCUGCCUUAGUAAUAUUUACCCUGAUAAAUAGUCAAAAAUGAUUAGAGGGCAACUAAAGUCAUCUUAUUUUAUUGCAUUAGUGAUGCAUUCCACAUAAAAGUAAAUGUUCUUUAUUUUUUUCAUCAACUUGCACUUUCCCCUUUCAGAAAAGCUUGAUUAAAAUACUUUAUUCCUGCAGCUGCCUCACAUGUCGUAGUUGCAAUCAUGCGACCAAGUGAAAGGGCAAAUUAAUAUUCCAAUUUUUCUUCGCUCUGGUUUAUUAAAGCAAUAGGUUAAAUGAACACAGCAGGAGUUUAUAGUCGGUGCAGCCUCAAACAUGGUGGUAAACCCUUAAAAUAAAGUAAGAAGUCGUGCCCUGUGCCAACGCUCAUGUACUUCUGAACUACUUUUUUCAAAAAUAUUUGAAAUAAAUGAACUCCCCUCUGCUUUACAUUCCACUAUUUAAGUUAAUGUUAGUUUUUGUUGGUAAAACUGCAGCUUUAUUGUGCACAAGUAUUAUUUGUCUCUGGUCUGUCAUUGAAUCUAGCUGUCGUUUGAUGUUUGAAUCAUGUUUGCUUCGGCCUACUCGCUAAAACCAGGCUGCCUUGGGAAGCUAACCUGAUUGUAAACCAUGGAGGAAACCUCAAAUAAAUCAAUGCAAGAGGAUUGACUUUACCUGGA
Molecule: messenger RNA, 4618 nt
Organism: Oryzias melastigma (Indian medaka)
Lineage: Eukaryota; Metazoa; Chordata; Actinopteri; Beloniformes; Adrianichthyidae
Gene: ddhd1a
Product: DDHD domain containing 1a
Exons: 13
Coding region: 588-2981 (797 amino acids)
Cellular component (GO): cytoplasm
Molecular function (GO): glycerophospholipase activity; metal ion binding
Source: RefSeq, a predicted model, not a curated record